AUGUCAAACUACUACCAUCAAAGACUAGACACUGAAGAGGAAGAGUCUGUUUAUAAUCUUAUAGAAAAACCUGUGGAGGUUGUAGAAAAGAAGGAAAUGUAUAGAUCGGCUUAUCCAGGUACAACACCACCUUCUUAUUCAACUUUCGGUCUUAAUAACACAACAAAACCCGGAAUAGCCAAUGCUGGAGGAAGCUACUAUGAUUUGGAUCACAGUGGAGGUCAUCAUAAAUUAAAAAAAUCCUCUGCUACAAUGGGAAAGACUGUAAAACAUGAUGUAAGAAGUGAUUCCUUUACAAAGAAGAAGCAAGGUAUUUACACGGAUACACUAAGAACAAUGGAAUCACAAAAAUCUAAAAAGUUUGAACGAACAAUGCCUGAUACUUUAUCAAAACGUCCAGCUGUUCCUAAGAAAGAAGAAAAACCAAUUAUGGGAUUAAUAAGCAAGAAGAAUUUUGUUGUCAGUAAUGCAGUUGACAAUAUUCUUAGUGCACCUAAGAAAGUUAAACAACCAGAGCCUUUGUGGACUCAAAAAGCAGAGUUUGGUAAAGUACCUGAUUAUCUUUCAAAGAUAAACAAGAAUUCAAGAUGA
Messenger RNA from Naegleria gruberi, 591 nucleotides. RefSeq lists its product as uncharacterized. The coding region runs from base 1 to 591 and encodes 196 amino acids. Gene Ontology annotation, molecular function: calmodulin binding. The record is from RefSeq and is a predicted model, not a curated record. The transcript has a single exon. Lineage: Eukaryota; Heterolobosea; Eutetramitea; Acrasida; Naegleriidae.